AUGUUUAUCAGAAUACCAUUUCUACUCUAUUUGGCGCUUACUUUAUCCAAACUUGUGUGUUGCAUGGAAAGUGAACUUUGCUUUCCUGUCAGGCUAAAAAACUCCAAUCAUGACAGAAGGACUUUUUCUGACAACGACGUGGAUCUCUCUAAAGGGAAAAGUGUCAUAAAAAUAAGGGCAUUUCAUCAGGAAUUAUUGCUUGAUUUACGCCAGGACUCUAGUUUUAUGUCAUCAAGUAUUUCUAACCAAGACGCACCGAAGCUAUCCAACAGCGAUGUCACGCACGAGUUGCACCGGUGUUUCUACUCUGGAUACGUCAACGAUGACAGCAACUCCUAUGCAGCGCUGAGUCUUUGUAAUGGUUUACAGGGUGCCUUUGGCUUCCAUGGAUGGGAAUAUUUUAUAACUCCGGUCCAGAAUGAUACAAGAACUACAGAAGGUGCGCACAUACUCCGGCGCAGAACCAGCCGUAACUUGACGCCAAACGCCACGUCCAGAUGUGCCGUGGACAGUGACAUAAGUCAACAGCUUGUGCAAUCACUGGAGAAAUACAGACACUUAGCAGAUGACAACAAUGUGACCAAUACGAUUCAGAAAUUGGGGAGAUCCAAAAGGUUUGCGUCAGUCCCCAGAUACGUGGAGACGCUCAUAGCGGCGGACGAGUCAAUGGCACAGUUUCACGGCGAUGACCUAAAGCACUACAUCCUUACGCUGAUGUCAGUGGCUGCGCGACUAUACAAGCACCCCAGUAUUCUCAACUCAAUCAGCAUCGUAGUCGUAAAGAUAAUUGUGAUAACUGAAGCUGACAAAGGACCCAAGGUGUCCGGGAACGCAGCAAUGACUCUCAGAAACUUUUGCACUUGGCAGAAAAAGAUGAACAAGAACACAGAUAAGCACGCAGAAUACUGGGACACGGCAAUUCUAUUUACAAGAGAGGACCUGUGUGGAGCCUCCACCUGUGACACUCUGGGCAUGGCAGAUGUUGGCACCAUGUGUGACCCAAAGAGGAGCUGCUCUGUGAUCGAAGACGACGGCCUGCCCUCUGCCUUCACCACGGCUCAUGAACUCGGGCAUGUGUUCAACAUGCCACACGACAAUGUAAAAGCCUGUGACGAUGUCUUUGGGAGACUGCAGGAUAACCACAUGAUGUCUCCUACACUGAUCCAGAUCAACCGCACCAGCCCCUGGUCUUCCUGCAGUGCUGCUAUCAUCACAGAGUUUUUGGAUGGGGGACAUGGGGACUGUUUACUGGACCCACCGCAGAAGCCCCUGGUCCUCCCUGAUGUGCUGCCCGGAGUGACCUACAGUUUAGACCGUCAAUGUGAGCUUGCAUUUGGGGAGGGAUCCAAGCCAUGCACCUUUAUGCAGCCUCCAUGUGGUCGCUUGUGGUGCACAGGGAAGUCCAAUGGUCAUCCUGUGUGUAUGACCAGGCAUUUUCCCUGGGCUGAUGGCACGCCUUGUGGUGAGGGACAGAUCUGCGACCGCGGAAUAUGCACCAAUAAGAUGGCUGUGCAAACUGUGAAGGUGGAUGGUCGUUGGGGUAAGUGGGGUGCUUUUGGCCCCUGCUCUCGCUCAUGUGGAGGGGGUGUCCAACUCUCCAAAAGGGAGUGUAGUAACCCAUUUCCAUCAAACGGGGGGAAAUACUGCCAAGGCGUCCGUGUCAAAUACCGUUCCUGCAGCUUCAACCACUGCCCCGACAAUGGGAAGACCUUCAGAGAGGAGCAGUGUGAGAACAGUGGACGCAGUUUCAACAACAAUCGCAUUGCUACCUCCGCUGUUUGGGUGCCUAAGUUUUCUGGUGUUUCUGCUAACGACAGGUGCAAACUCAUCUGUAGGGCUAACGGCACCGGGUACUUCUAUGUCCUUGCUCCAAAGGUGGUAGAUGGCACCCCAUGCUCCCCCGAUGCAACAGGAGUAUGUGUCCAAGGAAAGUGCAUCAAGGCUGGUUGUGAUGGAAGAAUUGGUUCGGCUAAAAAGUUUGAUAAGUGUGGCGUAUGUGGAGGUGACAACAAAGGCUGCAAGAAAGUGUCAGGACUCUUCACAAGGCCAAUACAUGGAUACAACUUCGUGGUCAUGCUUCCAGUGGGCGCUGCCAACAUCGACAUCAGACAGCGAGGUUACAAGGGAAUGGCAAGUGAUGACAACUAUCUGGCUGUAAAGAGCAGUAAUGGACAGUAUGUGCUGAAUGGGAACUACGUUGUGUCCUCUGGGGAGCGAGACAUCAUUGUAAAGAACAGUCUGAUGCGCUACAGUGGCACCUCUGGCGCCUCUGAGACUCUGCAGGCGGUCAAACCUAUAGGAGAAUCUUUAACUGUUGAGGUGCUGUGUGCCGGCCGGAUGACCCCGCCCCGAAUCCGCUACUCCUUCUAUCUGCCCCGACAGACCAAAGAGGACAAGGCCUCAAAGAAGGACACACGUAUAAACUCCCACAAUAGUGUCCUAGCAGAGGAUGAUAAGGACAGCCUGAAAAAUGUAUAUACGAAGGAGGAGCCUGGUCUGGAGAAGUGGCUCUCCACAAACUGGGACAAGUGCUCGGUAACCUGUGGUAAUGGGCUGCAGAGGAGGUUGGUUCAGUGUCUGCGACCGGAUGGUAAGCCUGGUUUUGAUUGUGAUCCUGCACAGAGACCCCCAGCCACCAGGAUGUGUGGAGAGCCCUGUCCCGAGUGGAGGGUGGGGAACUGGUCCCCAUGCUCCAGGACCUGUGGCAAAGGAUUCAAGAGGCGCCCCCUGGACUGCAGAGCUCCCACGGGACACCUGCUGCCCCGAGAACACUGCACGGACCUGCGUAAACCACAGGAGCUGGACUUCUGUAACCUCAGCCCAUGUUAGGGACUCUUGGUCAGGAGCAGAUUUUAUACUUUCAAAAACUGAUGGAUAAUAAAUGUUGAGAUUUAAGUCUCUGCAGAGAUGACUAUAUUACAUUUAAGGGUCUAAUUUAAAGAAACAACACAACACAUUUUAAAUGUUAUUUAUCCCAUGUCAGCAGGUUCUGAAUCUCCAUAAAGCCCCACCUGCCUUAGACUCAGCGUUUAUGUUUGGGGCUUCUGCAAUACAAAGAUGAACAAACAAACAAGAGCGUUUGUGUUUAUAAGCACCCUGCUGCAUGUUGCUCGCCACCUGUCUCUUGUUAUUUUUCAGGGAGUUUUUAGAUUCUUGAAAUAAGAAAUAAAAUGCAUCACUCCAGAGUUCUUGCUGCUCAACACGUAGCCAAGUUCUUUGCCACAGCUGCUACCCUGCUGCUGUAUUGAUUAUCUAAACCAAAUAUUAUCUUAAAGCCAAUUUGCUUGCAGCUGUUUAGGACACAAAUGUGAACACAUUCUUCACAGCCAUAUGUUAGAAAAGAUUAGCCAUAUUCAAUUAUUUUCUAGUGAAAAAUGGAAGUGUUUCUGUGUUCGGAACAAAGCUACUAUUUGUCUUAAUGAGACUGAUAAAGCUUUGUAGAAUCUUAGCUGAACUGUUCCAGGAAUUUACAAGUUGCUCAUUAUUUUUCAGGGUUUGUUUGAUUAAUAGCAAUAAACAACAUUUAUUGUGUGUGUAUUGGAAAGAUUUGUAAAGUCUGCUAUGGGGAUUUAUAAAUGCUUAUCCCUAAGUAAAGUUUUUCUUUCCUCCUAGAGAAGCAACAUAUGUGUGAUUUGAACAGAGCUGGACAGUCCAACAUUCACUAGUAAAAUUUGAUGGGCUUACUAACAGAUUCUUAUGUUCUUGGUGUUCCAUUGUUGCCCUGUGUCCACAGUGUACAUCAGGUCGUAGAGCCUGUUAAAUCAUGCUCUUCUGGCACGGUUUACACACAUCAUUUAUUAUCAAUGAAAGGCUACACGUUAGGGAAGAAAAGCUGGCAGUGCCUUUGUUAUACUGUUAUGAUUGUGUCUCUCCUCAUCCAGAGCACAGCUGUCCUUUAGUCCAGUACUAUCUCCACUUU
This is a messenger RNA of Boleophthalmus pectinirostris (great blue-spotted mudskipper), 3919 nucleotides long. RefSeq names its product A disintegrin and metalloproteinase with thrombospondin motifs 15-like. Gene Ontology annotation, molecular function: metalloendopeptidase activity; zinc ion binding. The record is from RefSeq and is a predicted model, not a curated record. The coding region runs from base 1 to 2829 and encodes 942 amino acids. The transcript is spliced from 8 exons. Gene Ontology annotation, biological process: proteolysis; extracellular matrix organization. Lineage: Eukaryota; Metazoa; Chordata; Actinopteri; Gobiiformes; Gobiidae.